Ziziphus jujuba (common jujube) is the source of this 2164-nucleotide messenger RNA. Its product is annotated as geraniol 8-hydroxylase. The record is from RefSeq and is a predicted model, not a curated record. The transcript has 2 exons. NCBI's taxonomy places the organism in Eukaryota, Viridiplantae, Streptophyta, Magnoliopsida, Rosales, Rhamnaceae. Gene Ontology annotation, molecular function: iron ion binding; oxidoreductase activity, acting on paired donors, with incorporation or reduction of molecular oxygen; monooxygenase activity. Bases 342 to 1850 code for a protein of 502 amino acids.
GUUUCAUUUUGAAUGAACAAGUGGAGCUAGUUGAUGACCGAAUCUUUCACGACUUCCACAAAUUUUUAAUGAACAAGUGGAGCUAGUUGAUGACCAAAUCUUUCACGACUUUGCACAAACUAAUAAUUAUACAUGAACUUUUUUUUUUUUUUUCUUUGGUCAACAAAAUACAAACUAAUGAAAAAAAAUAAUUCAAAAUAAAUAUAGAGAUAAAAACAAAUAAUGCUGUGCAGGUCCUUCAUCAUGAUUCAUUCUCCAUAUUCGUCGUGAGAUUUCCUCUAGAUUUUGCUUUGCUUUCACUUUCAGAGCUAAGAGUUCACAGAGUUCCAGAUAAGAGAGAGAUGGAGUUUUUGCUCAGCAUAUUGUGUAUAAUCCUCACCUGGAUAUUCGUCCAAGCUCUCCGUUCAAUCACAAGAGGGAAAACAAGGUCUAGAAAGCUUCCACCCGGACCAAAACCAUUACCAAUUAUUGGAAACCUUCACCAACUUGGUAACAAACCCCACAAGUCCCUGGCCGAGCUUGCAGAAAUUCAUGGCCCUCUAAUGACCAUGAAGCUUGGCCAGGUAACCACCAUAGUUGUUUCCUCAGCAGCCAUGGCCAAAGAGAUCCUCCAAACACAUGACCAGAACUUCUCCAACCGAGCAAUCCCGGAUGCAAUCAGAGCUCAACAACAUGAUGUUAAUGCACUGCCUUGGAUUCCUGUUUCAAAACUCUGGCGAACCCUUCGGAAGAUAUGCAACAUCCAGUUGUUUUCCACCAAGAUACUCGAUAACAACCAGAAUCUAAGACAGAGAAAAGUGCAAGAGCUUGUUGCAGAUGUCCAUAAAAGCAGCUUAACCGGUGAAGCAGUAGAUAUGGGCAGCGCAGCUUUCACAACAACAGUGAACCUCAUGUCUAAUACUGUUUUCUCUAUUGAUCUAACCGACCCAAGUUCUGAUAUGGCGGCGGAGUUCAGAGAGUCUGUGAUGAAAAUUAUGGAAGGGGCUGGGAAACCAAACUUGGGAGACUAUUUUCCUUUACUUAGGAAGAUUGACCCCCAUGGCAUAAGACGGAGCAUGACAAUUCACUUUGGGAAGAUAUUAGACGUGUUGGAUAGAAUGAUGAAUGAGAGGUUGCAGUUUAGAAAAUUGCCUGGUUCUAGCAGAAAGAACGAUGUGUUAGAUACACUACUCGAUAUCAUAGAAGAAAACAGCGAGGAGAUCAACAAAUUUCAAAUUCAGCAUCUGUUACUGGUUCUAUUCGUAGCUGGGACAGAUACAACUGCGUCCACAUUUCAAUGGGCAAUGGCAGAGCUGCUGAGGAAACCAGAGAUUCUAUCGAAAGCCAGAGCAGAACUGGAGAAAAUCAUUGGCAUAGGAAACCCAAUUGAGGAAUCAGAUAUCGCUCGCCUACCAUACCUGCAAGCAAUUGUAAAAGAGACUUUUCGAUUGCACCCAGCACUUCCAUUAUUGCUUCCUCGUAAAGCCGAAGCCGAUGUAGAAAUUGGAGGCAUCGUCAUCCCAAAGGGUGCACAAUUAUUCAUCAACGCAUGGGCAAUUGGCAGGGAUCCAAGUACAUGGGACGACCCAAAUUCAUUCAACCCAGAGAGGUUCUUGGGGUCCGAAAUGGAUGUCAAAGGAACAAGCUUUGGGCUCAUUCCGUUUGGUGGGGGACGGCGAAUCUGUCCUGGAUUGCCAUUGGCGACAAGAAUGUUGUACUUGAUGCUGGCUUCGCUUAUUCACUCCUUUGAUUGGAAACUUGAAGAUGGGAUUAAACCAGAGGACGUGAACAUGGAGGACAAGUUUGGUAUAUCAUUGGAAAUGGCUCAGCCAUUAAGAGCUGUCCCUGUCACUGUCACCGUCACCGUUUAAGUUUUCCUUAUUAUCCAAUAGUGGAGAAAACCCUUUCUAUGUUUUUUUAAAAUGCAUAGAUAAUUAUAUUUUUUGGGAAUUUUGUUUUGUUUUUUUAUUUAUUUUUAUUUAUUUUAAAAAUAAUUUUAUCAAACGCCUGGAGGAAAGCCUUCUCUGACCUUGGUUUGCGUGUAGAAUUUUUAAUGCAUCGGGCAAACAAAAAUGUAAACGUCAGGAAAAAUAACAAAAUAAAUGUCUAUUCUGAUGAUGUAUACAUGGGCUUUUACUAAAAAGAAUAAAAAAAAAAAAAACGAAAUAUACAUAAGAUUCCAGCA